Impatiens glandulifera is the source of this 1077-nucleotide messenger RNA. RefSeq lists its product as uncharacterized. The transcript has a single exon. The coding region runs from base 108 to 983 and encodes 291 amino acids. NCBI's taxonomy places the organism in Eukaryota, Viridiplantae, Streptophyta, Magnoliopsida, Ericales, Balsaminaceae. The record is from RefSeq and is a predicted model, not a curated record.
UCCAUAGACAAAGAAAUAUAACCCCAAAUGUCACAGCCAGGAAAAAGCUGCCAUCUUUGCUGCCUCCCCUUCUUCUUCUUCUUCCUCAUUCUCAUUCUUAUUCUCCAAUGACCCAAAAAAGCCAUAACAAAUCACAGAUAGAACGAAACAAAGAGAUGAAAGGAAGAACAACAGAAAACAGAGCAGCAGACCUUCUUGUCUGUUUCCCUUCAAGGGCCCAUUUAACUCUCAUGCCCAUGCCAAAACCCAAUUUCAGCCCCAACAGACAACCUUCAGAUCCACCCAACAACCACAACCGCCGCCUAACGCCGUCAACACUCAGCCGCCACCGCCGAUCAAGAAGCAGAGCCGGACCCAGCAACUGCAGUCAAUCCAGGCCAACUGAGAUCGCAGAACCAACUUCACCGAAAGUUACAUGCGCAGGGCAGAUCAAAAUCAUCACCCCCAAACCAAAGACAUGCAAGAAUUGGCAAUCGGUUAUGGAGGAAAUAGAGAGACUUCAUAACAGCAGGAAACAGAGGAAGAAAUCUACUUGGGCUGAAUCUCUCGGUUUCAAGAAAGAUGCUUAUCAAUUCUUGACUUGUUUACGGCAUUUGAGAUUCGAUUUUCGAUGCUUUGGGUCCUCCGAUCCGCCCACGACCACAGAUGAAGACGAUGAAGAUGAUUAUCACAAUGAAACCCAGAUGGGUAUUGAUCAUGAUGAUGAUAAGGAAAGUUCAAGAACUGUUUUUUCGAAAUGGUUUAUGGUUCUUCAAGAAGAACAGAACAAUAUUAUACAGAUCAAAGAAGAAUCAUGUGCACCGCCGCCGAACGCCCUGCUUCUGAUGCGCUGCCGAUCUGCUCCGGUCAAGAAUUGGUUACAUGAAGAGGAAAAGGAGAAGAAGAAGGAGAAAUCAAAUAGCUUGGAGGUUUUGAUGAAAUGUGAUGCAGAGUUCUUUAACACUAAAGAUCAGUUGUUAAGGAGCCGAACUUGGAAGAGAUGAUCAUUUUCAAAUAAAACCCAUAAAUAAUAUUCAAGUUAUUAUUAUUAUUAUUCUGAUUUUGAGUGUAUUAAUUAAUAUUAUAUAUCAAUGUACA